This is a messenger RNA of Mesocricetus auratus (golden hamster), 3040 nucleotides long. RefSeq names its product MDM2 binding protein (gene Mtbp). Lineage: Eukaryota; Metazoa; Chordata; Mammalia; Rodentia; Cricetidae. The record is from RefSeq and is a predicted model, not a curated record. Gene Ontology annotation, biological process: traversing start control point of mitotic cell cycle; regulation of protein ubiquitination; protein localization to kinetochore. Gene Ontology annotation, cellular component: kinetochore. The transcript is spliced from 22 exons. Bases 92 to 2797 code for a protein of 901 amino acids.
ACCUAGGCGGCAGGAAACCGGAAGUGCGCGUUGCGCGCGGCUCUUUUUUUUUUUUUUGAGACCUAAAACUUGAAGCGAGAGCGCGAAGGAGAUGGAUCGGUACCUGCUGCUCGUCACCUGGAGGGAAGGGAAGUUUCCAUCGCCGGCCGGCGGCGAGAGCGAACCCGGGACUGAGGCGGCGUCCCUGGAGAGCGCCGAGAGACAGCCUCACUGGACAGCAUCCAGUGUUUAUCACCUCUUGAAGAGAAGUAUCAAUGAUUCAAUCCACCCAGAUGACAGUGCGUUUCCUGCUUGUUCAGUGGGUGGCACGCCUCAUGCCAGGAAGUGGUUCUUUGCAGUACAAGCACUAUGCGGAUUUUAUCAGUUUUGUAGUUCUGAUUGGCAAGAGAUACAUCUCGAUGCUGAAAAGGAUAAGAUAGAAGACAUUCUUCAAGCAAACAUAGAAGAAUGUCAGAGGGCUGUUGAGUGUUUGGAAGAAGACGACUGUAACAGCAGGGAGUCCCUGUCCUUGGCUGACCUAUAUGAAGAAUCAGCAGAAAAUUUGCAUCAGUUAUCAGACAAGCUUCCUGCCCCUGGUAGAGCAAUGAUAGACAUAAUCCUAUUGCCUUCUGACAAAGAUCCUCCUAAAUUAAAAGAGUGCUUGCCCGCUGUGGGGGCCUUGAAACAUCUGAAGGAAUGGCAUUCAGCAAAAGUUAUCAUGGCAGGAAAUCACCGGGAGACAAACUGUCAGAAAAUUGCAGAAUACCUUUCAGCUAAUGUUGUACCUUUAGAAGAGUUCAGAAAUGCCAUUGACUCAAGGGAAUUGUGGAGGGGAGAGAUUCAGAUACGGGAAAGAAAGUUUGGAGUUGAAAUUAGUUUUCCUGAAUUUUGUUUAAAGGGAAUUACACCUAUGAAUGUUAGUGCAUAUAAUUUAAAUACCUGCUUUCUUGCAAAAAAGAUGGAACCCUCGAAAGAUAAGAAUAUUCUGCCUAAGGUUUUUCAUUAUUAUGGCCCUGCCCUAGAAUUUGUGCAGAUGAUAAAAUUAUCAGAUCUUCCCUCCUGCUACAUGUCUGACAUCGAAUUCGAGCUAGAGGUGACCGGAAACUGCAAGAGGCAGAAUUCCAGGCUGCUGUUGGAACAGCUCUCUUCUCUGUGUGGCAAGGUUGGCGCUCUUUUUGUAUUGCCAUGCACCGUUAGUAACAUACUUGUUCCACCUCCCAGCCAACUGGCUUCACGAAAGUGGAAGGAAUACAUCGCCAAAAAGCCCAAGACAAUUAGUGUUCCAGAUGUUGAUGUGAAAGGAGAGUGUUCGAGCUACUAUCUCCUGUUGCAAGGCAACGGCAAGAGAAAAUGCAAAGCCACAUUGCUUCACUCGGCCAACCAGAUCAAUGGCUCCUUUGCACUCAGUCUCAUUCAUGGAAAGAUGAAAACAAAGACAGAAGAAGCCAAGUUAAGUUUUCCUUUUGACUUCACAUCACUCCCAAGUUUUUCUGAGGAGCAGGUUUUGCAGAGAGAGAAACAGUUAGCCAGCAUACAAGUUUUGGCCUUGAAAGAAUGCCUGAAGAGAAGAAAAGCUGCAAAUCAGCCUGAAGCAGUUUCCACUGACGAACUCAAAAGUCUGUUGCUGCUCACGAGACAGCGCUUCCUAGGUCAUUCUGAUGCUCUCAACCCUAAAGCAGUUUUAACACAGCCAGACAAAAUGAAAGCAGCUGCUGGUAUGGUCAGGGAUGCCAAUAAAGUUGAACCUUAUUCAAGUCUAAUGGAAACCAAUCCUGUGGAAUGGCCAGAAAGACACGUUCUUCAGAAUUUAGAAACUUUUGAAAAAGCUAAAAAAAAAAUGAGAACUGGUUCAUUACCUCGUUCAUCUGAACAGUUGCUGGGCCGUAAAGAGGGUCCCCGGGACUCAAUCACAUUAUUGGAUGCUAAAGAACUGCUAAAAUAUUUCACCCCGGAUGGAUUACCAGUUGGAGAUCUACAGCCAUUACAGAUUCAAAGGGGGGAAAAACCGUUGGUUUUGACACCAGAACUUAGUCCUCGGAAACUUCAAGUCUUACCUUUUGAAAAAGCCUCCGAAUGCCAUUACCACGGGAUUGAAUACUGCUUGGAUGACCAGAAAGCUUUAGAGAGAGAUGGAGGGUUUUCCGAACUUCAGUCUCGUCUUAUUCCUUAUGAAACCCAGACUACCUGCACCAGAGACAGUUUUCCAGUCCCCUCUGUGUUGAGCCCUCUCCCGUCCCCUGCGGUUCUGUCAGAGCCGCGGAGUGUCCCCGACGGAGAGGCACUACAAAGCGAACUCCGAACUGAAGUUUCUGGACUGAAAAGGAGAUCUAAGGAUCCGAACUGCCAUUACCCCCAGAAAAGGCUUACAAAAUCAGAAAGUUCUUCUGAUUGCCUGCAGUCUCAAACAAGCUGCGGGACUAGCCAUUACCGUCACGUGGGGACAUCCCGAAAGCCACAGCCGGAGCGAUCUGUGUCAGUGCCCCCAGUUCAUCGUGAAGCUUCCAAAGUCACCACAAAGACCAGUUCGGGACAAAAAAGUGUGCACUCAUCGAAACCAUCAAAGCAGGUUAAGGAAUCGCGGUCACAGAAACAUACACGGAUGCUGGAACAAGUGGUCAAGGACACCCUAAGGAGGCACCGCAUCACUGAGGCCCACGAGUGCUUCGCUGCUUGCAGCCAGAGACUCUUCGACAUCUCCAAGUUCUACCUAAAGGAUCUUAAAACAUCAAGGGGUCUCUUUGAAGAAAUGAAGAAAACAGCCAACAACAACGUGGUACAGGUGAUCGAAUGGGUGUUAGAAAGGAUAAGCAAGAAGUAAGCCGGUACUUCUCCCAUCCCUUAGGAACCCUGCUAUAACCCUUACUCCGAGAGUAGAUGCUACAUUUGUAAAGAGGACCCCUAGUGUCCUGUAUUUAUAGAGUUUUAGUGAUGCUCAGUUAACGUGUUUUUAAUUAAUGCACUUAUUUUUACAGCUUCACAGUAUCUUAAUCUUAUUUUUAUAUAUUUUAAAUGUUUUACCUCUUGGUUAUUUAAUUGUUCAAUAAACAGUAAUAUUUCUUUA